AUGAAGCCUUCAAUGCGUCUGCUGAACACGUGCCGGGUCACGCUGUUUACGAGACCAAAUUGUUCGUUGUGCGACGACGCCAAAGUCGUGCUAUCCAAGGUCUGGGACGUACGACCGUUCGACUACCAGGAGAUCAACGUGAUGGCGCCCGGUCAAGAAGAAUGGAAGAAUGUUUAUGAGUUCGAUACUCCUGUUGUUCAUGUUGAUAAAGCAUUCCGGUGCCAGACGACUACCUUUUCCCUCAAGACCAUGCACAAAAUCAUGCCUGAUCAAAUCCACCAAUUGAUGGAUAAAGUCGAAAAGGGCGGCUCUUAA
Messenger RNA from Verruconis gallopava, 315 nucleotides. RefSeq lists its product as uncharacterized. The record is from RefSeq and is a predicted model, not a curated record. The coding region runs from base 1 to 315 and encodes 104 amino acids. The transcript is spliced from 2 exons. NCBI's taxonomy places the organism in Eukaryota, Fungi, Ascomycota, Dothideomycetes, Venturiales, Sympoventuriaceae.